Clupea harengus (Atlantic herring) is the source of this 1843-nucleotide messenger RNA. Its product is annotated as solute carrier family 22 member 5-like. The record is from RefSeq and is a predicted model, not a curated record. Gene Ontology annotation, cellular component: membrane. Bases 1 to 1701 code for a protein of 566 amino acids. Gene Ontology annotation, molecular function: transmembrane transporter activity. Gene Ontology annotation, biological process: transmembrane transport. NCBI's taxonomy places the organism in Eukaryota, Metazoa, Chordata, Actinopteri, Clupeiformes, Clupeidae. The transcript has 9 exons.
AUGAGGGAUUUUGAUCAAAUCACUGCAUUUCUAGGUGAGUGGGGGCCUUAUCAAAAACUGAUCUUCAUUCUCCUGAGCCUCAGUAGCAUUCCCAAUGGAUAUGUGGGAAUGACAAUGGUUUUCCUGGCGGACAUUCCUCCUCACCACUGCAGGCUUCCAUUCCUGAACAGUAGCUAUGGAGGACUGGGCUACAAUUUGUCCAUCCCGACUGAGGAAGUAAAAGGGAAGAUCAUCCUGAGUCGCUGCAGACGCUACACUGAACAGGGGGACUCUGAUGCUGUUUUUAGGAAUGACACAGAGGGCUGUCUGGAUGGCUGGGUGUUCAGCAAGGAGAGAUACGUGUCCACCAUUGUAACUGAGUGGGAUCUGGUGUGUGACCAUGAAUGGAAAACUCCUUUCUCAGUCACUGUAUUCUUCUUUGGGGUAUUGGUAGGAUCGCUUCUGUCAGGAAUGAUAUCGGACCGGUAUGGAAGAAAGUUGGUCUUCUUUGCCACAAUGGCAGUGCAAACUGUGUUUAGUUUAAUUCAGGCAGCCUCCAACAGCUGGGAAAUGUUCUGUGUGUUAUACUUCAUUGUUGGAUUGGGACAAAUAGCAAAUUAUUGUGCAGCUUUUAUUCUUGGAUGUGAGCUUCUGAGCAAGUCGUAUCGUAUCACUUUCGCCACUCUGGGUAUUAGCAUGGCUUAUGCCGUAGGCUACGCAUGUCUCCCUCUUUUUGCCUACUUCAUCCGGGACUGGAGGAUGCUUCUGGUGGCCUUGUCUGUUCCAGGACUCCUGUACAUACCAUUGUGGUGGUACAUACCAGAGUCUCCUCGCUGGCUACUGUCUCAGGGUCGAGUGGAAGAGGCUGAGGCCAUCAUUCGAGCUGCUGCCAAGAAGAAUGGCAUCACUCCUCCUGACGUCAUCUUCAAGCAAGACGACACCGCAGAGCUGAUGGAAAAGGAAGAUGUAGAUAGUCAGAAAAAAUAUACAUGGCUGGAUCUCCUAAGAACAACAAAUAUAAGAAAUAUCACAAUCCUGAACAUAAUCAUUUGGUCAAUAGUAUCCCUGACUUACUUCGGACUGUCAUUGAACACCCCUAAUAUGGAUGGAGAUCCUUACCUCAACUGUCUCCUUGCUUCUGGUACGGAGUUUGUCGGGUACAUGAUGAUGUGGUUUGCUGGGCGCUACAUUUCACGACGCCUCACAUUGUCAACCAGUGUACUCUUUUGUGGGAUCAUGCUGCUGCUCAUCAAGCUUGUUCCAGCGGAACUCGGUGCUCUGAGUGUCACCCUGGCCAUGUUUGGAAAAAUCUCUAUCACCGGGGCCUUUGUUUUUAUUUACCUCUAUGGCAUUGAGCUGCUUCCUACAGUGGUUCGUAAUAUGGGCCUGGGGGUCACCACUAUGGCCUCCCGGAUAGGCAGCUGUUUCUCUCCUUACAUAGCCUACAUGGGGACAUAUAAUAAGGUUCUGCCCUAUAUUAUAUUGGGGUGCAUCUCCAUAAUAUGUGCUAUCCUAAGCCUGCUGUUACCAGAAACAAAAGAUGAAGAACUUCCAGAAUACAUCAGCCAAGUGAAACCUCUUCAGUGGUGGGUAGCUGAGUUCUAUCAGAAUCAGAAUCAGAAUCAGAAUAAUUUUAUUGGCCAAGUAUAUUCUCACAUACAGGAAAUUGAUGUAGCUAUCGCUAUUGCUGUAAAUUUGAUUGUGGUACAUUUGGGAUUUUGACUGAUUUUUCUCCUUGUACUUGGGCUCUAUAGGUUUUGUAGGGGAAAGAAACCAGAAGGGAAGAACACACACGAAGAAAACACUUCUCCAGGCAGCAGAGCUGAGGUGGAACUGGCCUAGACAACAAGUCAACCAGCUUAUC